This is a messenger RNA of Acanthosepion pharaonis, 516 nucleotides long. The record is from the annotation of a GenBank genome assembly. NCBI's taxonomy places the organism in Eukaryota, Metazoa, Mollusca, Cephalopoda, Sepiida, Sepiidae.
AUGUAUGUAUCUAUCUAUCUAUCUAUCUAUCUAUCUAUCUAUCUGUCUUUCUUUUUCUUUCUAUCUAUCUAUCUAUCUAUCUAUAUAUAUAUAUAUAUAUAUAUAUAUGCAAUUAUGUAUCUAUAUCUUCAACUAUCUAUUAAUAUAUAUACAUAUAUAUAUAUAUUCAUAUCUAUCUAUCUAUCUAUCUAUCUAUCUAUCUAUCUAUCUAUCUAUCUAUCUAUCUAUCUCACUCUUAACCUAAAUAUAUAUAUAUAUAUUCAUAUCUAUCUAUCUAUCUAUCUAUCUAUCUAUCUAUCUAUCUAUCUAUCUAUCUAUCUAUCUCACUCUUUCACUGGCAUGGAGUCAGUAUUUACUCUUCCAUAUCUUCAUUCUAUUUUUCUCUUCUUCAUACAUUUUUUCUUACCUUAUUGUACAUUGCAUAUUACUGUAUGUUUCUUCCAUGAAUUUAAUUCUUUUUCUUCUUUAAGCCCUUCCUUUUAUUGCCCCACUUCUCCUUUGUUUGCAAUUAUAUAA